AUGGUUGACGAGAGAAGGACCCAAAAUGAAGUUGCAUUAUACUGUGACAGUUGCGCAGGACAAAAUAAAAAUAAAGCCAUGAUUGUAAUGCUCUAUUAUUUCAUGCAAUAUCAUGCGAGUUUUGUUGAAAGGCUGACUAUAAACUUCCUCAUUCCUGGACAUACCAUGAUGCCAGUAGACUCUGUGCAUGCAACAAUAGAAGGAUUUAUACAGAAAAGAACUAUUUACGCACCAUCUGAAUGGCAAACUUUGAUUGGAAAUGCUCGGACAAAUCCCAAAAAAUAUGAGACAAUUCUUUUAAAAAAUAAUGAAAUUAAAGAUUGGAAUUCCUAUGCAACAGCCUUUUUACCAAACAAAAUUAAAAUACAAACAAGCAAGCUGCGUAACGCUAGAUUUGAAAAAGGCGACAAGUUCUAUCUUAAAUACGACUAUGAUGGACCCGAACAAGCUAUUGAAAUGUCUCUUAUAUUGAGGUCUCGGCAGAAUCAACAAGCUAUUCGUGAACCUAAAACUGCUUACACUGAAAAACUUCCCAUCUCGAAGGCGAGAUACGAAGAUUUAAAGAAAAUGUGCGAAAAGGGUAUCAUACCAGAAUUUUAUACAAAAGAAUAUCUGGAUUUGCCCUGCGAUAGAAACACAAGAGACGCUUUACCUGAGACUGAUGAAGACGAGGACUGA
Parnassius apollo (apollo) is the source of this 678-nucleotide messenger RNA. NCBI's taxonomy places the organism in Eukaryota, Metazoa, Arthropoda, Insecta, Lepidoptera, Papilionidae. The record is from the annotation of a GenBank genome assembly.